Endocarpon pusillum Z07020 is the source of this 2691-nucleotide messenger RNA. RefSeq lists its product as uncharacterized. The transcript is spliced from 2 exons. The record is from RefSeq and is a predicted model, not a curated record. Bases 1 to 2691 code for a protein of 896 amino acids. NCBI's taxonomy places the organism in Eukaryota, Fungi, Ascomycota, Eurotiomycetes, Verrucariales, Verrucariaceae.
AUGGACUUUUUGCAAGCCGAAGAUCAAAUGGAUCUCGCGUCUACGCCAGCGGUGCCGCUGGAGGACGUUGACUUUGAGCUCGACGACAUUCGCGAGAUUUCGGCAGAGCCAAAUCAAGACAUUAUGGUGCAGGAUGAGCCCGAACACCCACUAGCAGAUUCAGACCUCAUGCAACCAUCGAUGAGUGAUCAUGUCGAUGAUGAUCUCAUGCUGGAUGAGGAUACGAUAACUCAGCAGGAUGUUCAAGCAGAUCUACCCGAGUUGCAAAUGGACAAUCACCUAGACGAUGGCGAUCAACUCGACGAAGAUGACGACAUAUUGUACGAAGAUGAAGAAGGUCUAGUGGAGGAUGGAGGCACAAUCGAAGAUUUGACGAAAGAACAAGGGAUGGUAGAGAUGGGUGCAGGACAUCCAGAAACAACCCAGGAGAUCCAGAGCUUCGAUAAUGUCAAGACUAAGCUACAAGCAACAGCAGACGUUGGCCCAUAUGCUAAUGAAGAACUCCGAGGAGCUGAAGAGACUAACAACAAUUUAGAGGAGCAACAAGCAUCGCCAGCAGGAACGAUUGUUGAUGUCAGUCAGGAUGGUAAUGCGAGUACGAGGCCAGGCAGUGAUAUUCUAAAUCAACAGCCAGGCCUGACAUUCUUGGAACACAACCCCAACAACGGCUCCGAAGCCCAAGCUGACAUCGACUUUUACGACGAAAGUACAACUAAUGAGCGAAACCAAGCCGAACUUGAAGUGAAUUCGAGCAAUGUGUUGUCACUUGAAGAGAAUACUGCUAGCAGCGAUGAGUCAAGCGCACAUGCAGAAGCAAGUGAGAACUUGUCCCAUGAUGCAGCACACGAUUCCGAAUCUCGUGUCUAUCCUAAUACAAGUUCGACCCCGAAGAAGGAUAGAGUAGGAUCUACUCUCCCAGAUUCAUUGCUCCACACCGUGAAGGUAAACUACCUAGGGACUGAGAUGUGCUUGUUUCCACCCACCGAAGAUGACGAUUCAGAAAUGUUCUUUCUUGAAGACCAGAGCUUAGCGCAGGAGAGCCUGAAUAAGAUGCUUGCAGCUUGCAGAGAUGUCCUAGCAAACACGAUUGGCCAAGAUGAUGAGUUGGUAUUGGACGUUGCAUCGCUUGGUCUGCACAUAAGUGAGGACUCUAGUUACGCAGCGCGACUUACCCUUUCACAAAUCAUCGAUGUCUACAUUGCUCUGGCUCAUAAUGACAAUGUCACUAACAUUGAACCACUAUCUUGCUCCCUUAGCAGUAGAAUUUCCCUUGCUUCUCAAUACGCCUACCUACAAGCCGCCGCGAACGAUGGCAGGACAUUGACACAAAUCCUGAGCGAAAACACCUUCGCGCCAUUGGAAGAGAGGGAAGACGGAGAAAAUGAAAGAGAUGGGCUUGGGUACCAACCGGCUGAAAUUCACCGUGAAGACGUCUUAGCAAUGUCCAAGGGCACGGAUGGAGUGGCUCUUGAGAACCAGCAAGACAGCGAUCUGCUCAACUCACAGCCAGACGCGAUACAUGAAUCUAUGAACGCCGGAAUCACUUCUCCCGCAGGGGUCACCCGCCAUGAAUCCGAAAUUGGACCGUUUGAAGGCAACGGAGAUGAGCUAGGAGUGAACAAGAACGCCGAGUCAAGGGACUCAGUGCUACACGAUAAGGAGCAGGAGUCAAGCUCGGCAACCAAAAGAGACAUCGAAGAUAUUAAAGGUGAUUAUGACACCUCCCUAGACUUUUGUUUCGGGCCUGGUAUUUGUUCAUGUUCCUCGUGUGCCAACAAGAUUACAGAUACCACCACCUCACCGUUCGACAACCAAAACAAUGAGGAAUCCACCGAAGACCUCUUUCACAGUGAUGGCGAUGCCGCGAAAGAUUUCAGCCUGGUCGAGUCAACGUCUGCAGUGGCUCAGGACGACGUGGAAGAGUCAGAUAUCGGAAGUAAUCCGCAGGAUACGGUAAGCUCAAGGACCGUAGAGGCCGAGGACAACCAGUUUGAGGAAGACAUAUUCUCUCAAGAAGGUCAUACUUCUGGAUACGACAACAGCAACCUUACAGCAAACCAAGCCGAUAAUGUCGAGAAUUUCGAGAACUUCGAGGUUGAAGAACAGGACUUAGAUGAGCCAGAUUUCAGAAUCCAUAGCACUCAUGGUCGUCAGCCAGAGACAGGGAGUAAAACAAAUUUCGGCCAGCCAGCGGCGGUUUCAAAUCUCGGUGUAGAGGACAAUGUGGAAUUGCCUAUGCAAAAGCGUGAGGACAACCAAGGAAAUAUUUAUGCCGAAGCUGACGAUAAGCUUCUGAAUUUCGACGAUGAACAAGGGGACAAUAGAGUCAAGGAGGAAGAUCGAGAGUCAUCUUCGUCCGCUUAUCGGUUCGAUGCAUCAGAACACGAAGCAGUCCCAAAACGAGACGCUUUAAAUGGCUUCACCAAUAGUCAUGACACGACCAGUGCAAACCACAAUAAUCCUUAUCGGUUCGAGAAGGACGCGUCAUCGAAAGCCCUCAGACACGACAGGAGGCAAUCGUCCCCCGGGCAAAGCCAAAUCAAUACUAAAACAGGACCUCAAGAAGCUGCCCCAGCUAUCCCAUCGGGAGGUAUGAAUGGUUCCAAGCGCAAAGCUUUAGAGGAAGAAGAUGAUGAUGAUUUCGACCUGUUCGACACUACACCAGACAAAAAGCGGCGGCGUCCAUCCUGA